Messenger RNA from Fusarium coffeatum, 678 nucleotides. RefSeq lists its product as uncharacterized. Gene Ontology annotation, molecular function: oxidoreductase activity. The transcript is spliced from 3 exons. Lineage: Eukaryota; Fungi; Ascomycota; Sordariomycetes; Hypocreales; Nectriaceae. The record is from RefSeq and is a predicted model, not a curated record. Bases 1 to 678 code for a protein of 225 amino acids.
AUGUACGAAUCACAAGUGACCUUGGUCAUGGACACCAUCUGUCCUUGGACAUACAUCGGAAAGAAGAGACUUGACGAUGCUCUCAAACAAUUCCGUGCCUCUCCCUCAGCAGACUCUAUCUCUUUUGACCUGCAGUUCUCAUCUUACCAACCCAGCCCCAGUCGUCCUGAGACCAUCCCGGACCGUGCUGCGUAUGCUCUUCACGAGAAGCACAAUGAUAAUGAAGAAGCACAAAAGCUCUUCGAAGAACAUAUGCUCUCACUCGCAAAACCACUGGAUGUCCCAAUCGCCUUUGCAGGCCCAACAGGUAAUUCGUUCCCUGCUCAUCGAAUCAUUCAACAAAUCCAGGAGUCGCAGGGGGCGGAAGUAACCAACAAGCUUGUGGACGCAUUGUUCAGGUUGUACUUCGCUGAGGGGAGACAUCCUGGUGAGGAUGAGAUGUUAGUUGAAGCAUGCGUCGAGGCUGGCGUGGAUGAGAAAGAGGCGAAGAGCUUGGUUGAAAACAAAGCAAAAGGGGAGAGGAAAACAAAAGAGGACAUUAGAAGUAUCGGUAUGGACAUUGACUCUGUUCCUACCGUCAUCAUUGAGGGACGAAGGAGAGACUUGACGCUCACUGGACUGAAAGAAGUAUCAGAGUAUGUCAAGGCUAUGGAGACAAUCAAGAAAGAGAGCACAUGA